Molecule: messenger RNA, 9838 nt
Organism: Stegostoma tigrinum
Lineage: Eukaryota; Metazoa; Chordata; Chondrichthyes; Orectolobiformes; Stegostomatidae
Gene: disc1
Product: DISC1 scaffold protein
Exons: 14
Coding region: 250-2922 (890 amino acids)
Biological process (GO): neuron migration; cilium assembly
Cellular component (GO): mitochondrion; intermediate filament cytoskeleton; centrosome
Source: RefSeq, a predicted model, not a curated record
ACCCUUUGGCAUAACGAACUGAGAGGACUCGGUGUCGUUGUCUCCCUCAAUUUGUCGUGCACGGAUCCGCGCGCGCGGGGUUUCGACCACCAUUGGAGACGAGCAGUUGGGUGAGGGUCGCACGAUAAUCAAACCGAACGGACAACAACGGCUGGAGGAACUGUCAAAGUGGCGCGAACGGAAGCAAAGCGCGCGGGACGGGGGUUAUUCAGUGGGGGCCGUUAGCUCGCGCCUCGGCCGGUCUGGCUGAUGAUGUUCGAUGGAAUGGAUGUAAUACGCGAAUCUUUCGCGGAUCGGCCGAGAUCAGUUUCUAGCAGUGAUCCUGGGCCUCGGGGGCAAAACCCGCAGAAAAGAGAUCAUUGUAUUUCAGUAUUGACUGGAGACAGUUCCUGCAAAAAGAAACAUUCAAAGAGACCAGGGUACAUGAGAAGAGAUGUUGAACAAAAGUUGCCUCACCCACCAUUUAUCAAUGCCCAGUAUAUAUCACCACAAGUUGAAAAUGAAAGAAAAACUUGUUCCAACUUGUCUUUUAAUAACAACAGACUGGUGGAAUGCCUAAAAAAUCUUAAGCACUUCAGGGACAUCAAAAUUGCUGAUCAUCAAAGUACAGCUUCAAAUCACAUGGCUGCUGAAAAUCCUGUAGUUGUGCCUUCAAAAUGGCCAAAUAUGAUGACAUCAGAAAACAUUCAGUGUUCUGAAUCUAACUACAAGUGUACUGAUGGCUGUGAUGACUCCUGUAACACCAGCAUUAAAACUUGCUCCAAGUGUUUUUCAUCUGGUUCUUUCCUGAAGCAGAAUACUUGCCUCACACAGAGUGAAAGGGAAAACAGUGUUGCUGUAAACAAGCCACAAGCUGUUGCUAGUACAAAGAAACAAGUAGAUAAUGAAAACUUACAAAAACUGCACCUUUGGGACACAGACGAAGAAAUACAUUCGAGUAAUGCCUUCAUUUCCAGCUUCAGUUUCAUACAAAUGUCAUUGAAUUAUCAUAGCAAUAAUACUAACAGAAAAGAUGAACUGCAGCAGAAAGAAUUUGUUUCAAAUUUACAGUUUCCCCAAACUGAACCACAUCUGAGACCGUAUCAAGUUAGUACUUUAGCAACAAAGCAAUUCUACUCCAAGCCUUUAAGGGAUACCGUUGAUACUCCUUGUCCACACUUGUGUCAAAGUGUUGACAUUAAAUGUGCCACAAAUACUGAGUCAAUGGGCAGGUCUCAGAAUUAUGACUCACUCUUAUUAGAAAAGGAUUUUUCGUUUCUGUGUCCAGUUGAUUAUUUUGAUGACUGCCCAGGGUCAGCUGUAACUUCAAGGCAUGAGAGCAACGUCACUGCCUUUGAUCAGAAAUGUAACUCCUUGAGGAAAUGUAAACAGACUCUUCAAGAUUGUCUGCUUGAAAACAGGAUGACAUUCAAGCUUCAGUCUUUGAUCUUAAAACCGAAGAACCUUCAGAAGAAAGUUGUAAUGGAAGAUGAUUUUGAGAAAGCUGACCAGUUCAACAAGAAAUUAGCUGAGUUGAAAAGAGGGAAUUCCUUAAAGUUCCAGUUACCUUCCUCCCAUCCUUGUAUUGCAAGAUUUGUGCAAGAAAUUGAACUUCAAGCUCAAGUUGUUGACCAUUAUAACAAUACAGGUAAUUUAGUGCAAAGUGUAGAAGAAAGAUUUUCAGAUUCAAAACCUGAUAAUCUACACAUGUCAUGGUCAAGGAAAAAACAGCUUAUUCAAGACAGACAGCAAUUACAGGAAGAAAUCACUGAUCUUAAAGGACAACUGGCAGUAUUGGAAGCUAAAGACCAUCAGCUUUGUGUAGAGAUAGAAGAAGAAACCAGACUCAUACAGUCGUAUGAUUGUGAACUUCCUUCUUUAUCGACUGCCUCAGUGAUUGAGUUACAAGAUCUGAAUAAGACCCUGAAAGAUGUUCUGCCAUUACGAAAUAAAAUCCUUUUCAAUUCAAAGCUUCCUGAAGAUGUAAAGAGGCUGCAACAGAAAGAACAGUCACUAAUCAUGGCUAUUAAGACAGCUACUGCAAAGAUUUUCAGUAGCCAAAAGCAAUGCAGCAAACUGAGCAGGAAGGCAAGUGAUAUUGAAAUGCAGCUUCCAGUUCUCUCAGAAGCCAAGAUGUUGGCAAUAUCGGGGCAUGAAUUCUCCACUGCAAAUGCCCUUGCUGAAGAGAUCAAAUCUUUGACUUCCAAGAAAAUAGGACUUCAAGAACUUAUCAGUGAUCUGCAAGAUUUUAGUAUUAAGAAGGCUGAACAAUUUGAAACCAUCAGGGAAGAGUAUAAUAGCCUGAGGGCUCAACUGGAACAAAGAGAAAAUUUAUUUGAGAAGAACCUGAAGGAAAAUAUUAUUAAAUAUAUGAAAGCCCUACAAGACAAGCUUUAUAAUUGUGGAAAUCAGGUGCUUGCGAAAGUGUGGGAAGCAGACUUAGAGGCCUGUCAACUCUUUGUCAAAAGUCUACAGCUACAAGAGGGAAGUUCCUGUGGCCCUGAAAGGGAAGAAUUUCAAGGAAAUGAAGACAGCAGUGCAAUUGAAGACGCAAGUAUAGAAGUUAAAGACACAAAGGACGCUGCCUUUCUAAGUAAACAAGAUUGGUGUGUGAAACAACGUUCUGUUCCUGACGAGAACGGAACUGAUUUGUCCAAGGUAACAAUUAAAAUUCUGUUUCAGAUUGUUAAGGAUACGCAGUCAGAGAUCACUUACAAGGAUUCUGCAGUGGACAUAGAAUUACAGUGUGAAACAAUUAGUCACAAAUUGCUCUAUUUGGAAGACCAACUGCACACGGCAAUGAACAGUCAUGACAAGAGUCUUAUUCAGCAUCUACAGAGACAAAUCCAGAUGAUAAAAGAAACCCUGCAGGCCAUGUUGAAACACCUUUUGCCUGUUGAAGAAGAAGAGGAGUUUGGAGGUUUUACAGUCAACAGCCGGUGACUAAGAAAGUAAUGAUUUGAAGACAGAUGUAUCUGAUGUUGGCAUAUGACAUUCCAUAUGACAACAGUUUGUUAACUGUGCAAUGUCUUGGCAAAUCCUGAAGUCAAAUUCAAUAAUCACAUGGUUACAAAAAUAUGAUGUGGUUACUAUAAUGCACUUAAUUUAGUUUUCAAAAGUUCAAAGGCCAGUGUUUAAAUUUAAUAGUUUAAUAUUUAUUGCCUUGUAUCUAUAACUGUUUUUAAUAUCAAUUUUAAGUAAGGAAGCUAUUCGUACAAUACAAUGCAAUACAGCACAGUAAUGGGCCCUCCAGCCCACCAAGCCUGCACUGAUUCCCAAUCCUUACUUAGACCCGCUACUUAUUGCCCUUGAGUGUUUUCUAUCCUUCUUUUUGCCUCCCAUCAUGUGUCUAUCAAGAUACACCUUAAAUGUUGCUAAUGUGCUACUUCUACCACCUGCACUGGCAGUGCUUUCCAGGCACCCACCCCCUUCUGUGUGAACGUUUUCCCCCACACUUCUCCCCUAAACUUUCCCCCUCCUUGAACCUGUGCUGUCUUGUAGUUGACCUUCCCGCUAUAGGAAAAGAUCUCUGACCAUCUACCUCGUCUAUGCCUCUCAUAAUUUUGUAGACCUCUAUCAGGUUUCACCUCAGUCUCCAACUUUCCAGUAAAAACAAUCCGAGUUUGUCCAACCUCUUCUCAUAACUAAAACCCUCCAAACCAGGCAACAUGCUGGCAAAUCUUCUCUGCACCCUCUCCAAAGCAUCCACGUCCUUGUGGUAGUAUGGCGACCAGAACUGCACAUAGUAUUCUACAUUUGGCCUAGCCAAAGUUUUGUACAUUUGUAACAUUACUUGCCAAUGUUUAUAUUCAGUGCUGUAUGCCUUCUUGACUACUUUAUCCACCUGUGUUGCCACUUUCAGGGAUCUGUGGACCGGUAUGCCCAGAUCCCUCUGUAUGUGGAAUUCCUGAGGGUUCUGCUAUUUAUUGUAGCUUUCAAAAUGCAUCAUCUCAAAUUGUCUCAAUUAAAUCCUAUUGUUCCUUUCUCUGCCCAAAUCUACAAUCUAUCUAAAUCCGCUGUACCCUUUGACAAUUCUCAUCACUAUCUGCAACUGCGAAAUUUUGGUGUCACCCACAAGCUUACUAAUCAGACUACCUACAUUUUCCUCCUGUACCUACACUGGCCCUAAACCCCACCUCUUCCUCCAUUACAUUGAUGACUGUAUCGGCGUCGCCUUGUGCUCCCAAGAGAAGCUCGAACAGUUCAUCCACUUCACCAACACUUUCCACCCCAACCUAGACCAUCUCCAACACAUCCCUCACUUUCCUGGACCUCUCUGUCUCCAUCUCAGGCAACCACCUAGAAACCAGUAUCCAUUUCAAGCCCACCGACUCCCACAGCUACCUAGAAUACACCUCCUCCCAUCCACCUUCCUGCAAAAGUUCCAUCCCUUGUUCCCAAUUCCUUCGCCUCUGCCGCAUCUGCUCCCAGGAUGAGACAUUCCACUCCCGCACAUCUCAGAUGUCCUCAUUCUUCAAGGACCGCAACUUCCCAACCGCAGUGGUCGAGAACGCCCUCAACCAUGUGUCCUGCAUUUCCCGCAACUCAUCCCUCACACCCCGUCCCCGCAAUAACCGCAAAAAGAGAAUCCCCCUCGUCCUCACAUAUCACCCCACCAACCUCCGGAUCCAACGCACCAUUCUCUGACACUUCUGCCAUCUACAAUCCGACCCCAUCACCAAAGACAUUUUUCCAUCACCACUCUUGUCUGCUUUCUGGAAGGACCACUCUCUCCACAACUCCCUUGUCUGGUCCACACUUCCCUCCAACCCCAUCACACCCAGCACUUACCCCUGCAACCACAGGAAAUGCUACACUUGCCCCCACACCUCCUCCCUCACCCCCAUCCCAGGCCCCAAGAAGACUUUCCACUUCAAGCAGAUGUUCAUCUGCACAUCUGCCGAUGUGGUAUACUGCAUCCGCUGUAUCCGUUGUGGCUACCUCUACAUCGGGGAAACCAAGCGGAAGCUUGGGGACCACUUUGCAGAACACCUACGCUCGGUUUGCAAUAAAUGACUGCACCUCCCAGUCGCGAACCAUUUCAACUCCCCCUCCCAUUAGAUGACAUGUCCAUCCUGGUCCUCCUGCAGUGCCACAACAAUGCCACCCGAAGGUUGCAGGAACAGCAACUCAUAUUCCGCUUGGAACCCUGGAGCCCAAUGGUAUCACUGUGGAUUUCACAAGCUUCAAAAUCUCCCCUCCCCCCACUGCUUCCCAAAACCAGCCCAGCUCAUCCCUGCCUCCCUAACCUGUUCUUCUCUCACCUAUCCCCUCCUCCCACCUCAAGCUGCACCUCCAUUUCCUACCUACUAACCUCAUCCCGCCCCCUUGACCUGCCCGUCCUCCACGGACUUACCUAUCCCCUCCCUACCUAUACUCACCUCUACAGGCUCCAUCCCCGCCCCUUUAACUUGUCUGUCCCCUCUCCACCUAUCUUCUCCUCUGUCCAUCUUUGAUCUGCCUCCCCCCUCUCCCUAUUUAUUUCAGAACCCUCUCCCCAUCCCCCUUUUCUGAUGAAGGGUCCAGGCCCGAAACGUCAGCUUUUGUGCUCCUAAGAUGCUGCUUGGCCAGCUGUGUUCAUCCAGCUGCACACUUCGUUAUCUCAUUUUUAUAUAUGCUGUUUUAUGUAUAAAAAUGACAAAAGUCCAAGCACCGAUCCCUGUGGAACAUCACUAUUUACUGAUUUCCAUUCGAAAAGCACACUUGCACUGUAACUUUCUGUCUUCAACAACCAAGCCAGUUUUGUAUCCAGUUGCCAGCUCACCCUGAAUCCCAAUUUGGUUUUGUCAUGCAAGAGACAAAGGUAGAAAAAUCAAAUCUAAUUUACAGCUUUCAAUGUGUCCUGUGCAGACAAUUGGAAACAUUUCAAAUAUUUCUACUGUUCUGAAAGGUAAACUUUUUUAAAAGGUGAAUCAAUUUUCGUUGUCAAAAACCCAAGAUAAAGUAGUGUUGUCUUACAUUCGUCAAAUCUUCGUACAGACAAAACGAAAAUAAAACAUUUUGCUGGAUCACGAAAGCUAGAUCCCUAGAUUGCAGCCUAAGGAAGAAGAUGGUGCAGGUGGUGCCAUAAAGAAUACAUUUUGGUAUAUUCAUAAUAUAUCUGCUACGUUAGCUUCAGGAUCAAAUAUUCAUAAAAUUGAGCCCAGUGCUGGGGCCAUAAUAUAAUGCCUGCAUGUAUCAAGGAGACACCACUUAGUCUUUUAUAACAGCCUGAAGAAUAUUCUGAUGAAAUUAGUAAAACUAACUUAUCUUGAAUUGUAAGUUCAGUUGUGAUGCACAAGGGCACUCUAUACAGAAAAGGAAGACUACAUUCGCUCCAUAUUUUAUAAAGUGUUUGCUUUUGGUCUGGUUUCAAGGCAAUUUCACAAUUUCUAAUAGAAGCAAAAGUUAUGAAUAGUGCUUCUUCAAGUGAUCCAGGCAGCGUUUAACAGACCAAUAUUCAUAUGUUGAAUUAGACAGCCGAAGACUGGCAGAGAUUUACAAGAGUAUUAUCAGAAAUUUGUAAUUUGCACCAACACUCGUUUCCACUUUUCUCUUCUGCAACCUGUCCAGAAGCCAACCUCGCUAGUGGGGAAAAACCCAGCUCUGUUCUUUUAUGAAUCACUACCAAGUCACCCAUGUCACAAGUUAAAAUAGCAAUCUACAAACAAUUGGAGAUAGCGAGGACUGCAGAUGCUGGAGUCAGAGACAACACACAGCGUGGAGCUGGAGGAACACAGAAGGUGUGGAAGCAUCAGAGGAGCAGGAAAGUUGAUGUUUCGGGUUGGGACCCUUCUUUAGAAAUACAGUGUGUACAAACAGUGUUUACCGGGGCAGUCAACAAUAACAAAAGGGAAGGAUAGUGAAAGAGGGAGGGGCUAUAUUAAAAAGGAGUUGAGAGGGGAAAUAAUAUACCCAAGUACCAUGGUAUUUGACUUUCUCUAAAUGCCUCAAGGGUGCAGAAGAACCUAGCUUUAAUUAUUUAGAAUUCUAUGGAUUCUGUGAUGAUAAUUAUUUAAUAAACCACCUCCACAUUACUCAUGUCACUGACUGAAUUAACAAACAUUGUCCCCGAGGGGUCUGGUUUACCUUUAAAGAAACCUGUGUUUCUAACACUGACAGUCAGCACCCAGAAUACUGGCUGCUGACAAAAGAUCCAUAUUUUCCACAUCAACACUGGAUGAUACCAGCCCUUAAUGUUGAAAAUUCAUUGUUAAAGCAAAAGUUAAUAGAGUAAACUGUUCUUGAGGCUACGAGCUAUAACAAGGGACAGAAUGUUUUGUUUGGCAAUGGGCAUUCAAAUUUGCACCUGUUUGGGUAUACUGUCUAUUCUCAUGAAAUUGAACAGUUGCAGGCUCAUGUCGUGCAUGUACAAGGAGCACAAUGAAUUUUGUGGCUGGAUUGGGCAAGAAAUCACAUUAGUAUUAUUACGUUAUGGGAUUAAAGUUCUUAGCACAGUAUCUAAAGGGAACCCAGACAGGCAUUCAUUCAUUCCUUGCAAGCCAGGAUUAUCACUUGGGCAGUUGGGGUGGACACUCUGUCUAGGGAAGGGUAGAAGGGCAUGCUCAUUACAUUCCAGCCUCCCUCACUUGAUAAUUCUCUGUUCCUAAUGCAUCAGUCCACAUCUUCCAACAAAUGAUGGAACUUGCAACCAAAAUUUCUAACUGGCAUCCCUCUGCACUGACACAUUCACAUUGCUUGAUACCCUUAUGUAUGGCACUUUGCAUGACUACAUGGUACCACUUACCAUUGGAAGUUCAGGAUGUUGUCAGUUUUUCUUUGCCCUUGUCCCAAGAUCUUGUAAGGACACCAGAGCCACUAACCUCUACUGUAGCCUCCACCCAGGUCACAUUGGUGAAGCAGAAAAGUCUCCUGCUGCCACCUGUGGGAAAUAGAACACUGUGGUCAGGUAGCCUGAGAGAGAAGAAACUGGGCUCUGAUAUGAGAUGCCAGCAGCUUCAGGGAUCCAGAUGGUGCAUGGAAAGGUGUUGACAGCAGUUAGUAUUCUCAAACUUUUUAUGAUAAUGAGAAUGAUGCACCUAGCUUGCAGAAAAUGAAUACUAUGUGCUUUUUAAGUAUGACACUUAAACCUUCAGCCCAGGGAAGUAUUGGCAGAGGUGUACACUCCCGGCCUAUUCGUUCUGCAAGAUUUGUUGGUUCCUUGACUGUGGGUAACUAGACAGCUGGCUGCAGUGAGAUUCACACAUGGCUAGCCAUCUACCUGCAAGCAAAGAUCUUGUGCACUUCCAGUUGUAUUGCCAACAAUGUUACAGUUACCAGACAAUUCCACCCUAAGCAUUGAGAAUGUUCUAUACCUAUAUAGUUGUGUGAUAUAUGUACAGGUGAAACAGGUGAGUUAAUAUUCUAUGAUCACAUUCAUCAAUCACAACUUUUACACAUAAUUCUUGAUACAAGACUAAGAAAGGAUCAGAUGAGCUAGUAAAUGGAAGAUGUACAAAAGAGGCAAGGCACAGGAAAUGUCCAUGUAAGUAAUUUCAAAGAAUUGAAAGGAAUCAGAUCAGUGGCUGCAGAUACCAAGAAAAGGGAGACAACAAGGGAAAAACAGUCAGAAGGAUGCAAUUGGAAUUUUUUUCCAAUUGUUAGAUCAGUCAUGAGCUGGGAAUAUUCUCUAAAUCGAUGACUCACCUGCUGCACCAUAAUUGCUGGACAGGUGGGAUUUGAAGUAUCAGAGCUAUUGCUGAUAGGUUUAUUGCUGCUUAGUGGGAGAGCAAUGCAGUUCUGCUGUAGGUUUUGGAAGUGUACCCCAUUUCUGCAAGAACAUCUGACAGAACAACAACUAGUUAAAGAAAGACUGGAACCUUUUUAAUGACCUCUGAUGUCCCAAAGAUGCAACACUGUUCUUGAAUUGUUGUGACUGACAUAAUAUAGGAAAUGCAGUAGUCAGGUUAUAAACAGCAAGCUCCCAUAAACAGCGAUUAAAUAAUGAGCACAUAGUCUGUUUAAGAGAUUGUUUGAGGAACAAAAUGUUGGACCAGACAGCAGGGAUUACGCCUCAGCUUUUCUUCAGAUAGUGCCAUGAGAUCUUUUAGAUCCAAUGAAGAGAAAUUUCAGUUUAAUAUCUCAUCUGUAAGGUGCAACACUUUGGUGCAUUGAGUGUCAGCCUAAGUUUUGUAUUCAAGACAUUCUUGAACCUAUUACCUUCUGACUCAGGCUAAAGUGCUAUCCACUGAGCCACAGAUUACAUUUAAGCAAUUCAAUAUUUUUGAAUAUAUGGAACUAGAAAAGAAAGACUAUUGUUCACUGACAGGUGGAGUGAGGCAUUGCUGUCAAUGUGAAGGAGCUAGUUGAGACAGCUCAGUCUGCACCACUCUUAGCACUGCUACAAAGUGGUAGAAGAAAGUGAUUAUCUCAGAGGGUGGGUGGUCAAGUUGAACUUAGACACUGGUACUAGUAAAGACUUUCUACUACUAAAAACCUUCACUCACCUGCUGUGGGAGAUUAGGGACAAAUAUGAGUGCCAUCUACACUCUAUAAAUUCAUGAAAUUUAUUAAACCAUUUAGAUUCCAUGUCCACCAUAAAUGCCAUAUGUCUGUUUUGUUCAUUCACACCCUCUUGGUCAGCAAAAUGAAAUAAAUGAAUAUUUUUGAGAGCUUAUGAUAAACUACUUAUUAAAAUUUUAUGGUGUUGUAACUAUUAAUAAAUUUCUGAAAAACCUUUCUGUCACAAGUAUUUAUAAUCCACUCAAAAUGUGUUUUCUAACCAUCGAUAAUCAUAUGAUAGGCAGCUCAAGAAUCGACAAGGAUUGACAGAUUCUUACUGUUAUAGAGAAGUAGUUAAAUUUGUAUAAUACGUAUUUGCAACUCUUAGAAUACAACUAAUUGUAAACUAUGAAAUUCGUUCGUGGACUACAGAAAUUAU